Eurytemora carolleeae is the source of this 477-nucleotide messenger RNA. RefSeq lists its product as uncharacterized. NCBI's taxonomy places the organism in Eukaryota, Metazoa, Arthropoda, Copepoda, Calanoida, Temoridae. The record is from RefSeq and is a predicted model, not a curated record. The transcript has 4 exons. Bases 165 to 404 code for a protein of 79 amino acids.
CGUUGUGAAUAGGAAAUGCAACUCUAUCAAUGGAGCGCAUUACGAUUACAGGCCCUCUAAGUACAAUACUUUUGUAAGUACAUGAAAAAAAAGAAAAACUACAAAUUAUAAGAAAAGUUUUAAAUAGUCUCAUUUUUUAGGAACCUUGUAAACGACAAUUUAGAAUGGAGUUUCUCUGCAGGUGUACCAACCAGAUGAACUGCGUCAGCCCCGGAUUGUACUACAAUGCCUUUUGCCAGGUGGAGGUCAUGGGGGUCAUCUGGGUUCAACCUGAGAUAAUAGAAUACCGAGGACAUAUAAUAGUGAUGUCUGCUCAGAGCCUUCCAAUAAUCCUUGAAGAGGAUAGAUUCAGUUAUAAGCAGAUUCAGCAUUCUAAACCAAAAAGGAAGAAGAAACGAGAAUAAAGAAGAAAAACACAAGAUAGAAUUGUAGAAUAAAGAAAGAAUCUUAAAAUGAAUUACAAAAUUUAGAAUUUGA